Molecule: messenger RNA, 738 nt
Organism: Acanthosepion pharaonis
Lineage: Eukaryota; Metazoa; Mollusca; Cephalopoda; Sepiida; Sepiidae
Source: the annotation of a GenBank genome assembly
AUGAUUUUUCCCUUUUUCUUUUCCUUCAUUCAUUCAUUCCUUUCUUUCUUUCAUUUGAUUUGGUCUUUCAUUUCAUCCGUUCUUUCUCUCUUUCAUUUCAUCCGUUCUUUCUCUCUUUCAUUUCAUCCGUUCUUUCUCUCUUUCAUUUCAUCCGUUCUUUCAGCUUGUUCUUUCUUUCAUUUAUUUGUUCUUUCCUUUCAUUUUUUCUUUGAUUUCAUUUAUUCUUUUUCUUUCAUUCUUUUUCAUAUACUUUCUUUAAUAUUUCCUUUUUCAUUUCCUUCUCUUUUUGCGUGUGUUUUAUUUUCAAUAUUGCUGUUUUCUUUGCCCUUUUCUGUGUUUUUUCUUUCUUUAAUAUCUCCCUUUUUGUUUUAUUUCUCUCUUUUCAUUUGCUUCCUUUUCUUUCAGCUUUUUCUAUUUUUGUUUCUUUUUUCUAUACAACCAAUUUCUUUUCAGUUUUUUUGGCUUUUUUCAUAUUUUUUCUUUACUUUAAUAUUAUCUAUUUUUUCACGUCUUUUGUUUCAUUUUCUUUUAACUUUCAUGUGUUCGUUUUUUUCCUUUCAUAUUUUUCAUUCAUUUCAUGUUUUUAUUUUCUUUCAUCACUUUCACUUUUCUGUGCUCUUUCUUACCAUUAAGUUUUUUUUUUCUGUUUCUUUUCAGGGUUUUACAUUGUUUUUCUUUUACCUUCUUCUUUUUCCCCCUCUGUCUUUUCUUGUAAUUUACUUUUAUAUUUCUCUUUAA